Phytophthora nicotianae INRA-310 is the source of this 1919-nucleotide messenger RNA. RefSeq lists its product as hypothetical. Gene Ontology annotation, molecular function: cysteine-type endopeptidase activity. The coding region runs from base 99 to 1706 and encodes 535 amino acids. Gene Ontology annotation, cellular component: lysosome. NCBI's taxonomy places the organism in Eukaryota, Oomycota, Peronosporomycetes, Peronosporales, Peronosporaceae. The transcript has a single exon. The record is from RefSeq and is a predicted model, not a curated record.
GUGAAAAACCGCUUCAACCGCCCUGCACCCCGCCAUCUUUCUCUCACAACGCUUUCCGCCAAGAAGAACGGACCAUCACUCCUGGCAGCAACAGAAGCAUGCGCAUCGCCUCCUCCUCCCUCCUGCUAGCCAGCUUGGCGCUGGCGGACGCGCUCAAGACGCCUCUCGAGUAUGAGCACGAGUUCUCGGCGUGGAUGAAGACCCACUCCAUCUCGUUUUCGGACGCUCUCGAGUUCGCCAAGCGUCUGGAGAACUACAUCGCCAACGACAUGUACAUCUUGGAGCACAACCUCGAGAACGCCUGGACGGGCGUGAAGCUGGGUCACAACGAGUUCUCCCACAUGUCGUUCGACGAGUUCAAGUUCAAGAUGACGGGCUUCGAGAUGCCCGACGGCUACUUGGAACAGCGUCUGGCCUCGCGCGUAGACGGGCUGUGGACCGACGUGCAAGUGCCUGAGUCUGUGGACUGGCAGGACAAGGGAGGCGUCACGCCUGUCAAAAACCAGGGGAUGUGUGGCUCGUGCUGGGCCUUCUCCACUACGGGCGCUGUGGAGGGCGCGGCCUAUGUAUCGAGCGGCAAGCUGGUGAGUCUGUCGGAGCAGGAGCUGGUGGACUGCGACCAUAAUGGAGAUAUGGGCUGCAAUGGUGGUCUCAUGGACCACGCUUUUGCGUGGAUUGAGGACCACGGGGGUAUCUGUAGCGAGGAUGACUACGAGUACAAGGCCAAGGCUCAGGUAUGCCGCGAUUGCGAGAAGGUUGUUAAGGUCACGGGUUUUCAGGACGUCAACCCACAGGAUGAACACGCACUCAAGGUAGCCGUGUCGCAACAACCCGUCUCGGUGGCUAUUGAGGCUGACCAGAAGGCGUUCCAGUUCUACAAGUCUGGAGUCUUCAACCUCACGUGUGGCACGAGACUGGACCACGGUGUGCUGGCUGUGGGCUACGGCUCGGACAAUGGACAGAAGUUCUGGAAGGUCAAGAACUCGUGGGGAUCGUCAUGGGGAGAGAAUGGCUAUAUUCGUCUCACACGUGAGGAGAAUGGACCUGCUGGACAGUGCGGCAUCGCCUCAGUGCCUAGUUAUCCGUUCGCGACGCUGAUUUCCAAGGACGAACAGACCGAGACUGAGAAGGUUGUGGAGGAGCCAAGAUCAGUCCCUGCCGAUAAUCCCGUGGAGUCGUUCCCUGCUGAAGAACGCGACUUCCGUCCCAUGAACUUGGCUGAUCUGUUCUCCUCGGCGAAGAUCACACAGUGUGGCGAUGUUGGCAGCGCGAUCAUUGACUUCUCGGACCUGGAAGUGACUCCGUCGUCACCUCAGCGUGGCCAGCCGGUUUCGUUCUUUGGCAAUGGUAACGCGAAGCGGGAUUUUGCGUCCGCGAACUUCAAGUUGGGCGUAAAGCUGGCUGGUACGCAGGUGUUUGGACACUCGGGUAAGCUCUGCGGCGACACGCACGUCCCUCUUCCGCUUGGCUUGGGCCACAUCGAUGUGCACGGCUUCGCCUGCCCCAUGAAGAAGGGCAAGUUUUCGGACUUGAAGGUGGACGUGAACCUGCCGAUCAUUGCGCCUGCUGGCAACUACGAGAUCCAGCUGACAAGCGACGAUGACAGCAACAGCCCCUUGUUCUGCGUGAAUGUUGAGCUUGACCUGACCAGUGGUGAAGGUGCUGCGAAGAAGACCCACGUGUACGAACCCAUUUCGUAUAUGUAAACGCUGCCGGGCCUCCAUUCGCCGAAUUGUAUUCCCUCAAAAAACAAUUUCAAAAGCUUUAUAUUUUCUCGCCGACGUGCAAGGUGACUUCUCAACAUAAAACAUGAUUUUUCGAAGUUGCCAUUUUUUAUUCCUGUUACCGUCGACAACCCAUGAAUUUGCAUGUAGUAUGAUUACCAAGCAUAAAUUAUGGUCUUGCGAUGUAGCACCUCA